Messenger RNA from Magnusiomyces paraingens, 6324 nucleotides. RefSeq lists its product as uncharacterized. The coding region runs from base 1 to 6324 and encodes 2107 amino acids. The transcript is spliced from 3 exons. Gene Ontology annotation, cellular component: nuclear body. The record is from RefSeq and is a predicted model, not a curated record. Gene Ontology annotation, biological process: termination of RNA polymerase II transcription. Lineage: Eukaryota; Fungi; Ascomycota; Dipodascomycetes; Dipodascales; Dipodascaceae. Gene Ontology annotation, molecular function: transcription termination site sequence-specific DNA binding; helicase activity.
AUGGCUGAUUCAGGUUAUUCAAAUACCGGCAAUUCUGCCGUUCAGACAAAUCCGCUUAAAAUUGCUCCUAAAGAUAUUCACACUAUCACCGCUGAGAUACACACAAACUUACUACAAACUACAGAUUCUACUCUUCGCGAAUCUACAAUUCAUGAUGUUCUUAUUUAUCUCACAGAUCCUGCUACAAAAAUUGAUCACUGGUUUUGUGACUCUGAUGAGCGAAUUUUAGUGGCGACUGUGUCGUUGCUAGGAUUUGCUUUUUCUGACGAUAUGCCUAUUCUUAGGGCACAUAGAUCUCGUUUAGCUGAAGUUUUAGGGGGAUGUCACAAAUGUGUACGUGAAUACCACAUUCAGCUAAUACGUUUGCGUCGACUCCUUCAAGAUGAUCUGCAAUUUGGAGUUGAAGUUGCAGAUGAGCUUCUCAACUGUAUCACAUCCUGGAAUGUGGACAGACUUACUACCUUUCUCACAACUGUCAGUCAAAAUUUGGAAAAAAUUGAAAAUCCAAGGCCUCGAGAUAUUUCGUAUGCAUUUGUUUCUAUAUUUGAAUGCUUAUGUGCUCCUCGCAUGCUCUUAGAUCCUGAUCACAGGGCGUUAUUCGAUAUAUGCAAAAAAGUUUUCUUUUACGUCCAAACACCACAGUCACCUGGGAUUCGCCCGCCAGAGCUAUUACCUGGCUUUAUUUCUUUUCUUUUUGGAAAUGAUCCUGAGUUUUAUAUAUUUGUACGAACUUCUGUGGCUAGAAUGAUAACGAAAAAACAAACAACAGAUGAAUCUUCUUUUGACAUUAUGCUGUGCAAUGCUAUAGAUGAUAUUGUCAGCGAUAUUCAAUCAAAUCCUCGCACACAAGAUGAAAUGAGACUUUUUUGGUAUAAUUUUGAUUUUCUCUUAAACAUUCUUGAACCGUCUGUUUUAAAGCAAAAAUUGGCUGGUCGUGAAUUUGAUAUUUUACGAUUUCUUGCGAAUUCGAUACUUCAGUCUCCUCAAGCGUCACUCCCUGCAGCUCUUUCAGUGUUGAGUUCAGUCAUUGAAAAGCUGGGCUCCGAAACAUGGGACGUUUUUGCCCCAAUAAAAGUGAAUGCACUAGUGAUGGCGAUUGUUCGAAACCCAUAUUUUGUUAAACCUGAAACCUGGAUCCCUAGACCAGCUGAAUCCGAAUUAGAUUUCCCACAAAAAACAAGUGAUUCUUUAAAUUGGAUAAUACCUCUUCUAAGGAGUUGUGACAAAACAGAUCUUCAAAAAUGUGGUCAGCAAAUUCUUCCAAAAAUAAUGGAAGUAGCAAUUCAUUUUAAAUCAAAACAAGAAGAAGAACCAAUUUUCAACAAAGCUCUCGACAUUUUUAUUCUUUGCCUUAAAUUUGAACCACGAACAAGUCGUCUUCCAUUUCUUUUUCAAGUUGAGCGACUUGUGAAGCAAGACACAAAACUUUUAUGUUAUCAAUAUGCUGAUAACUUACUAGACGCUUGUAAGCGCUUCAAAGAUAUUGAUCUAGACGUUUUUCAAAAAACUUACGACAUCAUAUAUUACUCAAUUUCUUUGGAUGUUAUAGCAGGUACACCAGAAUUCCAAGCUCUUAAAAAUUCAAAUAGUUAUGAAGGUGAAAUUCCCCCACCUGGUACUAAAAGCCUUUGGGAAAAGCUCAAUAGUGCAUUUCCAAUCAAUACUGAUAUUUCCAUUCCUGUUCUUCGAGCACUAAAACAUAUUACCUUUAUUGCUCGACCACCUCCAAAGAAGCCAGAUGAAGUUUUGGUUGUUCCUAAAGGAGAGCUUUCACAUUCUGCAAUUAACAAUGCCAUUGAAUCAAUGAGACUAAUUGGUCUUUAUGACUCCGAGAACCUAGCCCCUGUUUUAAAAGAUAAGAAAGCUCUUCUUUCGAUCUUUCUUUGCAUGUUUUCUGCGGAUGAGAAUGUCAAUCAAUCUGCUGUUGAUGUUUUUUGUCAAGCACUAGAUGCUGACGAUAGACUCAGUGCACUUACAGGCGUUUUAAAUUUUGAUCUAAAAGUCACUUUGUCUGUUCUGACAGAAGCGAUUGAUUUUGUCAAUGUGAUAGGAAUUUUUGCGCCAUGCCCAAAACUCAUUAAGGUUUCUCAAGACGUAUCGCAAUGUUUAUUUGGUGCAUCUUUUGGUGUUUUUGCAAAACAUAAGGAUGAACUGUCUUCAGGAAGCGAUAAUGAAUUUCUGCUUUACUGGGUCAAGCUUUGGACAUUUUUAGAGCGAACAUUUGCUAAGACACCCAAAUGGAGUUCUUCUUUUAAAACAGAUUUUAUGAUGGAAUUCCUUCGAGAUUUAAUUGACUUCAGUGGUGGUCUUGUCGAGUACUUUUCAUUGGUUGAGUCACUGAUUCCCCCUCUUACGCAAGGACAGAUCCAAAAGCUGCAAGAACAAUCGAUGGCUAAGAAUGAUUCUAAAACUCCCAAGAGCAUCAGUGGAUUACUACUUGAGCCUGUCAUUGUCUGUUUGAUCCAGAUGUGUGAACUUCUACGUCUUCGUGAUGAAGCACUUAUUCGGUCUUGCUUUGGAGUUAUCAUGGCUGUUUUAGAGUUAAUGAAACGCUUUAACAUUUCUCCAUCUGAUGAACUUGUCGAGGUUUUUACUAAGCUUGCUAGUAAUGCUGCACGAUUUGAAAACAAUUUGACUAAUGACCAAAAAACAAGUCUGUUAGUUGCCAGUGGUUCUUUCACUAUUGAAGAAGCUGAACGCGUCAUGGGUGGUCGUGCAACACCAGAUGCCGAUGACGAUGAUAUCCUUGAAGAGAGUGUUGUUCACCGUAACGCUGCCACGUCCAUUACACCUGGUGCCACUUCAAAAUCGGAUGCUUCAGGGAAGCAAACUUCAUUGCUUGAUUUUACCAAAUCCAAUGGUCAGACUUCUAUAAAAGCAUCACCUUCAUUUCCAAAACCUUCAUCUUCAGCUGCUUAUACUGUCGGCCUUUCAACUCCAAAGGCUAGUAUGCUUGAUGCUGUUCGGCAAAGUCUUAAUGCCAAAAAAUCCACACCGUCAUCCACUUUAUCAAAACGCGAGAUUCAUCCAGCCCGACCUCCCGGAUUUAAUUCAAAUUCUAUGUUUGCUCGCAAAGCUGCGGCUGCAGCUGCUUCUGGUUCAUCUCGGUCAAACCGCAGCAGCCCUAAUAAAGAUGGUCACAGUUCCUCUGAAGAUGAGGAUAGCGAGAAUGAUGAUAAUGAAGAUGGCCUGUUUACUGCUAAGCCACAGGCUCCUCAUAAGUUACGGAAUAUUGAAAAACAGACUACCACCUCCUUAGGUGUUGGAUUUUCUAGAGGUCGCUUUUCGCGAGAAACCAUUUCCGAAAAGGAACGUGAAGAAAGAAAUAUGCGCGCCCGUCUUCAAGUUGAUUUGGAUCCACUAUAUCGGAAGAUCUUAAGUUGGGAUUACCAUGCGACUUUAGAUUAUCCAUCCGUGCUCAAUAAAGAUGGAACCUCUUCUCCCAGUGAUACCCAACAGUACAAAGCUGUAUCUAGCACUUUUAAAACUGUCACCGAGUAUGUGAAUACUUUUGAACCUUUGCUUAUGCUUGAAUGUUGGCAAGGAAUUGUUAAAUCAAAAGAGGAAAAUAUGGAAAAGCCUUUCAAGGUAUGGGUUGGAAGUAAAACUUUAGUUGGAAAUGGAAUCUAUGAAAUCCGCGUUUCUGUUCCGACAAAGGUUUUUUCACAAACUAAAAUGGGUGAUUCAGAUUUAAUUAUGCUUUCAUACUCUCCUCAACCUAGCGUUGAUGCAAUUUACCCAAAGAAAGAUAUUCCAUACUGCUUUGCCAAAGUAAAGGAGAUCAAAAAUAGUGGUCCGGAAAACACCGAAAUUGCGGUUAGAGUUGAUGAACCGCCUCUAAAAAUGCAUACAUCUUUGACUUUAAAUACAGAGCUUCAUGUUUUACGAGUGACGAGCUUGACAACAAUUGAGCGUGAAUAUUCAUCACUUAAAGCUCUUGCUUAUUAUAAUCUUAAAGAUAAGAUUUUGGCUGCUGAACCUAGUGAAUCAUCUGAACCCAGAAAUGAGAUCUUAGCUCAAGUAAUUAAGGCCUAUAAUGUGAAUGAAUCUCAAGCUCGUGCAAUUGUUUGUUCUCUUAACACUGAUGGUGUUUCACUUAUUCAAGGUCCACCCGGUACUGGUAAGACCAAAACAAUUCUUGGUGUCAUUGGAUCGUUUCUUACAGAACAACGUUUUGGAGCUUCUCCUCCUGUAAAUAAAACUUCCAAGGAACCUGUUACACCCGAAAAGACACGCCGUAUCAUUAUUUGUGCACCAUCAAAUGCUGCUGUUGAUGAACUGGUUCUUCGUUUGAAAGAUGGUAUUCAAGGUCAUGAUGGACGAAAGUUUAAACCCAGCGUUGUACGUUUGGGUCGUUCCGAUGCAAUUAAUAGUAAUGUUCAAGAAUUUACUUUAGAAGAACUAGUUGAUCGCAAACUAGCUGCACUUGACAAAGAAGCAAAGAAUGUAUAUGAUGGUCAACUGCGCGAAACACAAAACGAACAACUUGCUGAACGUGAAACCUUACGAAAGAAAGUAGCGAAUUGUCAGAACCCCCAAGAAACAGAAACUCUUAGGUCUAAAAUUGCUGAUCUGACUCGCAAAAUUAAGGAUACUGGUCAUGAGCUUGAUCGCCAACGUGAAAACAUCAAGGUUAAUAUCCGGAAACGUGAUAUCGAAAGAAGAAAGUACCAAACCUCUAUCAUCCAAGCAGCAAACGUCGUUUGUACAACUUUGUCAGGUUCAGCUCAUAAUGUUUUGCUUUCUCUCGGAAUGUAUUUUGAAACUGUUGUUAUCGAUGAAGCUGCUCAAUCCGUAGAGCUUUCAUCACUUAUUCCACUUAAAUAUGGGUGCAAACAGUGCAUCAUGGUUGGUGAUCCAAACCAAUUACCACCAACAGUUUUAUCUUUAGAAGCGGCCAAAUUUAAGUAUAAUGAAUCGUUAUUUGUUCGCAUGUUCAAAAACUUCCCUAACCGUGUUCAUAUGCUCAAUACCCAAUUCCGUAUGCAUCCUGAAAUUUCACAGUUUCCUAGCAGAGAGUUUUACCGCGAUAAGCUUAAAGACGGACCUGAUAAUCAUCUUGAAACUCGUCGAGUUUGGCACACAGCGGAACUUUUUGGGCCCUAUAGAUUUUUUGAUGUAAGUGGUCAGCAAGAACAGUCAAAAGGUACCAAAUCUUUGUUCAAUAGACAUGAAGCUGCCUUUGCUCUUAAUCUUUAUUCAAUGUUGGAAAGACAUUUUGGGCGUGAUUUCCUUGCAGGAAAAGUUGGCAUUAUUUCUCCUUACAAAAGCCAAGUUGGUCUUUUGAAGAGAACAUUUAUCAACGCGCUUGGAAAUGAUAUUAUUAAGGAUAUUGAUUUCAACACAAUUGAUGGUUUCCAAGGUCAAGAAAAAGAUAUCAUCAUCAUGUCAUGUGUACGUGCACAGCCUGAUGCCAAGGGUGUUGGUUUCUUGGGCGAUACUCGCCGUAUGAACGUCGCUGUUACACGUGCUAAAAGUUCACUUUGGAUUCUUGGUAAUGAAAAAUCUUUGGUUGGAAAUCCAGUUUGGAAGCGACUGCUAGAUGAUGCAAAGAAAAGACGACUUUUUACUCGAGGUACACCUAGGCUUUUCGAAGAUGAAAAACUAAACUAUGACGUUAGAAGGGCUGCAAAAUCAGUUGCUAUUGAAGUUGGAAAUGGAAAUCUUUCAAAUGGGCAUUCCAGCAAUUAUAAACCAUUAUCAAAGCCUGUCCAAAAAAGCUCAAAGAAGCCGGGUCCUCCUAUUCCACCUUAUCCUCAGCCCCCAAAGCCAACACAACAAAAGCCAUCUUCAAUUUCAUCUCGCAGAGACAGUAGUGAUUAUGAGCCAGGAGUUUCUUUUACCAAAAGAAAAACGCCACCACUUUCAAACAAUAACAGUAGUGACGCGUAUUCUCCUAAUAUUUCUAAGCGCCGUCGGCAAUCGCAGGAUGAAGAGAGAUCCGCCAGCGACCAAGCUUCAAAGGACAAGGCCCAACCUGUCGAAAAUCAAAGAAGGUCCUCUAACUCUUCUAAUGACUUGGCUAACCCGUCGUCAUCAACUUUCAGUAUUCCUUUAAAGCCAUCACCUCGCAAUACGACCUCUGUAAAUCCUUUAAAAACUUUUCCAGAUACUACCAGCCCUUCAAAAGCCCAGAGUAGCUCUAUCAUUCCUCAACACCCUAGACAGCAGUUACCCCAGCAAAUACCACAAGCUCCACAAGCGCAUCAUGCGCAGCAACAAAAUUCUAAUACAUCACAUUCUGAAGCUGAACCUCAGAAAAAAGUUACUAUUAGAAGACGCCCACCAUCUGUUUUUGUUAAACGGCCACCUGGCCGCCGAUAA